This is a messenger RNA of Gordionus sp. m RMFG-2023, 9471 nucleotides long. RefSeq names its product CCR4-NOT transcription complex subunit 1-like. Gene Ontology annotation, molecular function: molecular adaptor activity. The record is from RefSeq and is a predicted model, not a curated record. Lineage: Eukaryota; Metazoa; Nematomorpha; Gordioida; Chordodea; Parachordodidae. The transcript is spliced from 55 exons. Gene Ontology annotation, cellular component: P-body; CCR4-NOT core complex. The coding region runs from base 54 to 9272 and encodes 3072 amino acids. Gene Ontology annotation, biological process: nuclear-transcribed mRNA catabolic process, deadenylation-dependent decay; negative regulation of translation.
UUUUUUUUUGAAAUAUAUGAAAAUGCAUUGGAGGAAAUUUUAUAAAUAAAAAUAUGAAUUUAGACCCUUUAUCUUUUGCUCUUGCAGAAAUCGAUUAUGCUCUAAAAACCUUAUCUAAAAGCUCUUAUAAGGCAAAUGCUGCUGAAAUUAGUCAAUUGGUGGGUAACUUUGGCUUUGAAGGGGAAAGACAUCUGAUCAAAUCUAUAUAUUCUGAAAUAGAUUUUAGUGAUUACAGAACAAUAAAUAAAGAAUAUCCACAGGUUAUUCAAUACUUAAAGCAAGAAUAUAAUAAUAUUAUUAAUAAAUCAAAUUUCAUAUCCUUGAUUUGCAAUGCAAUCGAAAACAUUGUAAAAAUUCAAAAGCAUUUAAAAGUUCCACAAAUCUUAAGCCAGCUCAGUAAGUUGUCAAAAUUGAGUAGAGUAGAAGAGAUAGCCUAUGCAAUAUGCUUAAUACAUUCAUCAAACAACGAAAUUAAAGACUAUGCAAAAUUAUUUAUCAAGCAAAAACUGCCAGAAUUUUUAAAAGCUUAUCUUGAUGGAAACUUUGCCAUUUUCAACCAAAAUGAAAUUUCACAAGAAAUUACCUUCGAAAUAUUAUAUCUGUUUGUGGUUACCUUAAUACACGGCAAAGAUGAUCUAGGAAUAUUUCAAGACAAACUUCAGGCUUUUAUUCAUAAACUAAGGAGAGAUUUUCCUCCAGAUCAAGUGCCAGUAAUUUUAGCCCCACAUUUGUAUCCCUACAAUCGGAGACUUCGCACACCUUUUAACGAAGAAUUACAUGAUACGGAUCCCAUGUUGGUGCGGAAACUGGUGAGAGAAAUCCCCGCCAUAACCAAGACCAUGGUAGACGUGUCUAAAUUGGUGACGGAACUCGGUUACGAUUUCUGUUCUAGUCUCGAGACCUGUCAGAGUGACCUCAUAGAAAUAGGCGUGCACGAAAUCACUCCGGCUUCCGUUGCGAGGAUUCUCGGCGGGAUGGCGAGUUCCCACGCGGGACUAAUUGAUGGAAUUUCGCUUUAUUACGAUGGCAGAAAUACUAGCAGUUCUGAUAACUCCACCAGGAGCGAACCCAAGGAUGCCAACAAACCCCAGGAAUGUACUUCGUGGAACACGGAGAUAUUCGUAAAGGCUAUGAAAGAAGUGGUACCGCAUUUUCACUGGCGAGACGUAGUUUACGAGCUUGAUCAACCUGGACUUAUCUUGAAGGAAAAGCAAGGCUUUAAAUUAAUCAUGGAGGCUAUCACUUUGGGCUUGGAGUUCAACAUGGAAACCUUCCCUGUGGAUUUUUUCUACAGAAGCUGGAACAACUCGGAAGAACAACUCUCGUGGCUGGAAUUGAUCGUUCAAAACCCCGACGUUCUCUGCUUUUCCGAUUUUCCUUCUAGACAAAUCUCCACCGAGAUCCUCAAGUUAAACCCCGAAGAGGAAUGCGAUAGAAAAACCCAUAUCUGGAAAUCUCUGGACAUGAUAGAAGCCCUCCUGAAAUUAUCGGAGCGAGGCCAUUACCAAAGGGUCCAAGAACUUUUCCGGUUUCCGCUGCAAAAUUGUCCCGAGAUUCUGAUGCUGGCCUUGCUUCAGAUCAAGGGCUUGCUCACCCUCCUCGGGCAGGAUCUGUUGGCCUCCCUUAUACCCCAUUUUUUGUCCAACAACUCGAAUUCGUUGAUCGUACUGCAAAUCGCCUGGCAUAAUCAGUAUCAUUCCAACAUAACUCGAACUCUCAUAAUGCAUUCGAUGGCCGAUUGGUAUGUCAAAGAUCCUAACGAUCAAAGCAGACUUUCCAGGAUUCUAGACAUAGCACAAGAUUUGAAGGCUUUGUCCUUGCUAUUGAACUGCACCCCCUUCGGCUUUAUCAUAGACCUGGCUUGCCUUGCCUCGAGACGAGAGUACCUGAAACUGGAAAAAUGGUUGGCGGAAAAGAUAAGGGAACACUCGGAACCAUUUAUAUGGGCCCUGAUCUAUUUCCUCAAGAGAAGAUGCCCAAACAUUUUCGCUUCCUCCUCCACUAGCAGGAUAAGCGCCAUAGUAGCGAACACCACCAGCCAAAAUGGCGGGAAUAAUAAUAACGGUAACAAAGAUAUCUCGCUGCCCAAGGCCUUACAGCUGCCAACGGAAAUCGUCAAUAUCAUGCUGAAUACUUUGCAGAAUUUCCUCUCCUCUCACACCUCUAACAACAACAAUAUCUUGGGAAUGAACAAAAGUCACUUAUUUCCCUCUUCCCAAAGUGGGGGCUCGCUUCUAUCACCCUCCUCCUUUUAUCAAAAUAAGCUCCUUUCGGCUUCUUCGUCCAACCAGCAAGUGAGCGAGGAACUGAUCGAAUUUCUACAAGCGCUGUGCCAUCAUUCCAAUGCCUCAAUCGCUAACACCAACUUGAGUUUGCCUGGAAGCAUCACCAAUUCUGGCAACAAAAAGUCUCCUCCCCAAUCUCUAGCGCCAUUGCAACCUAAUAUAGCCGGCAACAGAAGUGCUCCCUUCGAUCAGUCGCCCCAACAGCAAAAGGCCUUGAACGUUAUGAUGAACAACAUACUCUCCAUGCCCACGCUUCCUCAACUCCAGAAUAAUCCUAACUCGAACGCCAACACUAUCAAUAACCCUGCUAACACUUCCUCCUCUAACAAUGCUAACAGCAAUAACCCAGGCGGCAUUAAUAACGCCGCUAAUUUAAUCAUGGAUCAGCUCCUCUCCAAUAUAACGGCCUCCUUCCAGACCGAAGAGAACGCUAAUGAUUCGAGCGUCAUGCAAUCUCGUAACAAUCAGAUGGACUUGGAUCAGGGCGGUAGAAAUAGCAACGCUAUGACCACCUCCCCUUUCGACGCUAUUCUGGCUAGGGCCAUGAGUGCUCCAGCUGACAACGACAUGUCGGAAGUGGACGCGUACGCGAAGCGAUUACAGCAUCAGAUGGUUUCUAACGAUAAUCCGGGUGUCGAUAAUGCUAACACAACUUCUAACCAACCAAACUUAUUCACGGUGGAUCUAUCUGCGAUGUUCCCCGACCUUAACAUGGCCUCGUUCGGGAAGGACAUAGAGGACGAGGCGAACGCCUAUUUCCAGCGGAUUUAUAACCGACCGCCCCACCCUAUCAUGUGCUUGGAGGAUUUUCUCGACAUGCUCAAGAGAUUCAGGGAUAGCACGGAGAAGAGAGAGCGGGAAGUCUUUGCCUGCAUGAUACGUAACCUAUUCGAAGAGUACCGAUUUUUCUCGACUUACCCCGACAAGGAACUGCACGUCACGAGCUGUCUUUUCGGUGGAUUAGUCGAAAAAGGAGUAGUUUGCAAUAACCUGGGUCUGGGGAUAGCUUUGAGAUUCGUGCUGGAAGCCCUUAAAAGGCCGGGCAGAGGCGACAAGAUGAGGUACUUUGGUUUAACCGCUCUGGAUAGUUUCAAGGAUCGACUCUGGCAAUACCCACAAUACUGCGCCCACGUAGCCGCUUUACCCCAUUUUGCGACGGAGUUCCCGUCUUACCUUAAAGAAUAUAUAGAGUACGGGAUCAAGGGCCAGGAAAUGCCUCAAAGUGGGAGAAUAUCGGCCCCCAACCCAUCCAAGAGCUUUACCCCUCCCCUUCAAAACGUCCAGACCACCAUAACAGCUGGGAAUUCGAAUUUUACCUCCGUCAACACGCUCAACACCAUUACCGCCUUUAACAGUUCGAACACCGCGAACAGAUCUGCCGUUAGUAAUACCCUGACACCGAUUUCACUCUUUUCUGCAGCCAGAUCCUCCAAAUCUAGCAAUACGCUCAUGGCCACCAACUCCAACGCGUUGUUUAACGCGGAUCAAGACAACGCUCCAUCUGAGGUGAAAGAAGAAGUUCACGUUCCGAGCGAAAACGUGCAGGAUAAACUGGCCUUCAUUUUUAACAACCUUUCUCAGGCCAAUAUCAACCAAAAGACGGAAGAGAUAUCGGAACUACUCACGGACGAGAAUUUGGCGUGGAUAGCGAAGUACGUGGUCAACAAGCGAGCCAGCAUAGAGAACAAUUUCCAUACCCUGUACAGCAACUUUUUAGAUUGCAUCAAAAUUGUCAGGCUCAGUUCGUUAGUCAUUCAGGAGACCUUUAAGAAUAUCAAGAUUUUGCUGAGGAGCGAUAAAUCAGCCGGAAAUUUCUCGGACCGCUCCCUUCUCAAGAAUUUGGGUCAUUGGCUCGGGCUUCUAACUAUCGCCAAGAAUAAACCCCUCCUGCAAUCGGAGAUAGACCUGAAGCAAUUAAUUUUGGACGCUGGUGUAAAGGGUAUACAAGACUUGCUAUUCGUUAUUCCCUUUGCCGCCAAGAUACUGGAAUCGUGCGCCAAAUCUAAAGUUUUUAAGCCUCCCAAUCCUUGGACCAUGGCCAUAAUGCAUUUGCUCGCGGAAAUUCACAAAGAACCUGACAUGAAACUCAACCUAAAAUUCGAAAUAGAGAUGCUUUGCAAGGCCUUCAGCUUGGAUAUCAACGCGCUGGCCCGACAUUGCCGCAACGAGCUUGCCAAAUACCGCGACAAGCUGGCCAACGAAUCCACUCAACUCCAAACGAUUACUUCCCAAGCUUCCUCCCAGCAAUCCUCCCAAACCCAGCUUCAGAAUCAACUCUACCAGCAGCUCCAACAGCUACAGUUCCAGCAACAACAGGGCAACCUAUUUCAACAACAGCCCAAUAAAAUUAUCGGCCUCAAAAAUAUCUCCUCUUUCUCUUCCACCUUUUCUACCCUUUCCUCUUCUUUGGUCUCAACCUGCACCAUCUCUAUAACCUGUACGGCAACUCUGAGCCUAUCAACUGCCUCCGGCACAUCUUCCUCCGUGAUGAGUAUCAGCAGCUCUGGCAAUAAUAUCCCAAUGUCCUCCAUGCCUCCCCACCUAAUGACCCCAGCAAAUUUUUUCAGUAUGAUGCUCAUGCAGCAACAACAAAAUCAGUCUCAAGGCUCCACGUUGGACUCCCUCGCUCCUAGCCUCUCCUCUUCCACCCUCACCUCAUUAGCGCUCUCCAGACCGUCCACCGCCGGCAAAAUACUAUCGCAACAAAGUGUUAGCAAUCAACAGCAGCAACAGUUCUUGGCGGCACUUUUGGGCGUUAAAAGUGGGCACCCUAUGCCACCACCCCCAAUGCAACCACCCGGUCCCCACUUUCAGCACCAACUCCAGCAAAUGAUAGCUGCUUACGCGCAACAACAGCAACAUGGUCCUCAAAGCCAGGGUAGUAACAGUUUUAACCACCCUGGUCAAGGCCAGAAUUCGAACAAUUUGCCGCUCUCCAACAAUGCCUUCAGUAGCAACCAACAAACCAAGAAAUAUCCACAGGGAUUCACACUAGCAACCUCGACCCCCUCCCUAGCCUCGUCUCUAUUAUCCUCACUUCCUAUCACCACUUUAGCCCCGUUGCUUUCCCUUCCUUCUUCCAGUGCGGGAUUCGGCUCCUCUAACGCCCACCAAAUCGCGAACUCUUCCUCCUCAGCUUCUAGUAGCGGGCCCGUCCUCCCUAUCCCCCACUUUCAAUUCAAGUACGGCGACAUCGAUGUUAGUAGCAUCGCCAGUGGGCUCCUUUCGCGCGUCCAGAUUAAUUCCCAAAUCCCCUUGUUCCAGCUGAUGCCCCAACUCAGGCAGGUUGUAAGGGUGGCGCUCGAGCGUUCGGUCCAAGAGAUUUUGCCGCCUUUAACAGAAAGGGUCCUCAAGAUAACGCUUGCCACCGCUGAAAGCCUAAUCAAAAAGGAUUUCGCCUUGGAUCCGGACGAAGCCCGCGUGAGAACCGCGUCUCACCACCUCAUCCGGUUUUUGGCUGGCGGCAUCUCGCUUUACACUGUUCGAGAACCGCUUUACGCUAGCUUGCUCACCAAUUUCAAGAGUGCGCUCGCUCUAGCUAUCAGAGGGACAUCCGGGGGCAUGACGUCUUCUAGCCUCUCGAUGGCUCCUUCCACUACGCCCAGCUCCGCGCAGAAUCAACUAUUGAACCCGCUUUCUAACGCCUUCGAUCUAAGCACCCUCACCAAAAACGAGGAAAAUCUGGAAGAUCUUACGACCAUAUCUCCCCCGGCUCAUUCGUCCGAUAUUUCCAAUCUCAACCUCACCGGAGAGCGAUCUCCUCCCAAUUCCCUUCUCCUUUCUUCCGAAUUGCUCGAACACGCCGCCAGUUGCUUAGCCUCGGACAAUUUCGAGUUAGCUUGCUGCUUCGCCCAGAAGACAACUAUAGAGAGAGCGGUAUCCGAAAUCGACCGAAGAUCCGUUAUUCGAAACCGAUCCGGUAUAAAGAGACACGUGGGUGACACGGGUUUGGUAGGGUUCGACCAGUUACCAGCUAAGAUACGACCCAAGAUGGGCGGAGCUAGCCCCAACCAAUCCCUGGUUUACGACGUAUUUUCCCGCAAUAUUCCCGGGUUCCUUUCCAACAGCUCCCUUUCAAACGCGACCUCGUCUUUCAACAACGGGCCGCCACAGAAAUCGUCGCAAGCUAGUGCCAUGCCCGGGUUCCUAGACACCCGCCCAAACGAGCCAGAGAACGCCUACCUUCUUAGGGCCCAUCCUGCCCCGUCCGGUAUAUUGGUCAAGCUGAGCGACGAGCUCGAUAAACGACUAAGUCACAUGGGUAUUCAGAGCGAUGCCAUAUCCGAGUACACAAGUCCCAACCGUCUUUACACAUCUGCUCCUCUUAGAUCGGUCAUACAGCUAUCCCUCGUGAUAAGGAAUCUAGCAUCUGGAUUAACCGGGAUGAAGGACUUUUCCAACAUUAAUGAACCUGGCAGUAAGCUCAGUAAUUCUGCCAUGGCCGGCAUUCAAAACCUUAUUCACAAAUGCAUUGACGGUCUGGUCCAAUGUUGUAACAGCUCCGCGAGACUUCAGGGCAAGCACGAUGAAUCGCUAGCUAAGUUGAGGGAUGCUCACGUUUUGGUUCUCAAGACGCUGCAAGACCCUAGAACCUUCGGACCCCAGUGGGUUAACAAGCACGUCACCAAGUAUUUGGUGGAAAAUAAAGAUGAUAUCGGCUUCGAUCUGGAGCUAAUAACCGUCCUCUACAACGAUCGAUUGCUGAACGCUUCUAUGUACGACUCCUUUUUGUCGCAAUGUCUUGAAAAUACCAUGGACCACGGCAUUUAUAAUGCCAAUAAUAGCAGCAGCGGGGCUAAGGCCAUCAGUUACGUCAUCAAACUCGUCAACAAAUUUUGCGUGAACGAAAGAGAAAAUUAUCCGCUCACCGAUUCUGAUCUUUACAAGACGAUCGAUGCCCUGGCUAAUUUAUCCCACGGAACCAGGCACAAUAUCCCCCUAUUUUACGAGUUACGCGAAACGCUCAACCACUUGACGGAUCACUCCGACAUAAUAUUCCUGGACUCGAUUACGACCACCGGUAGCUCGCCUUCCCGUUCCGCCAAGGAUUUCGCUAAUUUGGGCAGCGAUAAAGACCUAUCUAUUACGGUCUACGCUGCCAUGUUCCAUUCCGGCGUUUCCGCCGCCAAAGAAUUCGACGACCCUAUAGGUUUGAGAGAUCGGGUCGAUUUCUUAUACAAGGAAUGGCUCGAAACGUAUCGUUUUUACCUGGGGGCUGGUCCACUGUACCCCGGGUCACUAUCUAACUCUACGAAUGCCGCCAACUCCGAAUUCAAAGCGUCGAUGGGGGAAAAGGGCUCCGGUUGUGGUAGAAGAGUGGACAUCGAUUCUACCAUCACCAAUUUUAUGAUGCAGAUGCACCAACAAGGCAUUUUUAAAACGGACGACCUGAUAACGCGUUUCUUCCGCAUCUGUACCGACAUCUGCCUCGAGUCCUGUUACAAGAGCCUCCAAGAACCCGAUCCCCGCAAGAAUAGCAACAACGAUAUCGCUAGCGGGAAGGCCACGGAAAACGCGAAUUUACUGGAAGAACGCGCGCGGUUGGACGUUCUGGGACUGAACAAUUGCUACCAGCACAUCGACGCGUAUGUUAAGCUAAUAUCGCUGCUCAUCAAGCACUCCAACCAGAGCCUUAACAAUGGCACCCAAGUCAACCUCAUGAAUAAGGUUUUGGGAAUAUUCGUUGGUCUGCUAGUUCAACAUCACAGGUUUCCGCCAAGUCAUAACGGGCGGUUUCAACCGGUCCCCUUUUACCGGCUGUUUUCCGUGCUUUACACCGAGAUCGUGAGUAUGCAAGCUUUGAUGGAAUCUCACGGAAUCAAUAUAAUCACCGCAUUUUGCAACGCGUACCACGUCCUUAGGCCUAGCGAAGUUCCGGGUUUCGCCUUUUCCUGGCUAGAACUCAUCGCUCACCGCACGUUCAUCGCCAAAACCCUGACCUACCCUUCUCAAUCCAAGAUUUGGAAUUAUUACGCGCUCCUGCUGACCGACAUGUUCAAAUUUUUGGCGCCAUUCUUGAGGAACGUCGAUUUGCCAAGAUCCCUUCUUUAUUUCUACAACGGUAGCCUACGCUUGCUUCUCGUGCUACUUCACGAUUUUCCCGAAUUCUUGUGCGACUUCCACUAUGGCUUCUGCGAUGCUAUCCCGCCCCACUGCGUCCAAAUGAGGAACCUUAUUCUUUCGGCCUUCCCCCGCGACAUGAGACUUCCGGACCCCUUUACCCCCAACCUGAAGGUGGACAUGCUGCCCGAGAUAGGGAACAGUCCCAAGCUGACUCCCCACUUGGACUUUGGCCGCAUGGUCAACGAUCAUAGUCUCGAGAAUCAAGGCGCUUUCAAGAAGUGUUUGGACAUUUAUCUCAAGACUAGAAGUCCCGUGACAUUCUUGACAGAUAUUCGAUCAAAUUUGCAGGCCGCUCCCAGUGCGGGUUCCCAUUACAAUAUCCCCUUGCUGAACGCCUUGGUUCUGUACGUGGGUACGCAAGCCAUAUCUUCCAUUCAAAACAAGGGGCUAACCCCGGGUCUUACGACUAUAACCCAUUCGGCCCACAUGGAUAUUUUUCAGAAUCUAGCGGUUGGUUUGGACUCGGAAGGUCGCUACCUGUUUCUCAACGCCAUAGCCAAUCAAUUGCGGUACCCCAAUAGCCACACCCAUUAUUUUAGUUGUAUCCUGCUGCAUUUAUUCGCCGAGGCUAACACGGAGGCCAUACAGGAACAAAUCACCAGAGUACUAUUAGAGAGGCUUAUAGUGAACAGACCCCACCCUUGGGGACUUUUGAUAACCUUCAUCGAGCUUAUCAAGAAUUCUUCGUUCAAUUUUUGGCAACACGACUUUGUCAGAUGCGCUCCCGAGAUCGAAAAAUUAUUCGAUUCGGUGUCUAAAUCCUGUAUGCAGUCUAAACCAACUCCUCCCCUGUCUGCUCAGCAUUUAACUCUUAGCAAUCAGCUCAAAAACGAACCCAACAAAACCAAUUCACAAACAUCUUGAAUUCAUUAUAUUUUUUUUCUAAUAUUUUUCGACAAAUUUUUAAAGAUAUAUAUUAAUUUGGAUAAAUAAUUUAUUAUGUGUUAUAUUUUUAUUUCGAAUGUAUUUAUUAACUUUUAUUUAGUAUGACCUUUAUGGGCGAUUUACAAAUUUUAUCUUGAUUUUAAUUUUUUUAUGACUUCAUAAUUAACCACUCUCAGCC